AUGGUUCUUCCCAAAACCCUAGUAGCCUUGAUGGUGAGAAAAUGGAGGAAGAUUGAUGUAGUGAGAAGAACGUCAUUGUCAUCUUGCGAUAGAAGGGGUUAUUUCGUGGUUUACACCAUGGACAAAAGUCGCUAUGUGAUACCACUAAAGUAUCUGACGAAUGACGUGGUCCUGGAGGUACUGAGGAUGUCAGAGGAAGAGUUUGGGUUCUCAAGCGACAAACCAAUCGUGUUGCCAUUCGACACUUCUGUCAUGGAUCAGAUCAUUUUGUUGCUCUCCUCGCAAGGUGAAGUACUUGAGCAAGUACCGAGAAACGUCAUAGCUACGGCCAAGGGUUGCUCAUCAUCGACACAGAGUUCCUUUAUCCCACACCAUGCUUGUAAAAGCUUGUUUGUUCUACGACAGGUUUAA
Messenger RNA from Linum trigynum, 411 nucleotides. The record is from the annotation of a GenBank genome assembly. Lineage: Eukaryota; Viridiplantae; Streptophyta; Magnoliopsida; Malpighiales; Linaceae.